AUGCGAGUCUUCCGGUCCCUUCUAUGCAGCAUAAUCCUUUGCAUGACGCUCGUUCAAGCGUCGCUGGUCGACGACAUCAUCAACGGUAUUAAGAAUGGUGCAAGCUGCGCUGGUUGUCAUGGUCUCCUGGUCCCCCUCAAGCUGCUUGCAAGGCUAGGCGACCGGCCCUUUGUUGGAACCUUGUCGGCCAUCUGCAAGGCGCUGCCGACAUUCGAUACAGACAUUUGCGAGGGCACAGUGAGAACUCAGGCACCGAUCAUUGCCCAUAACCUGCGCAACAUCAACCCCGUUGGCGACACGGCUAGAAAACUUUGCGACGGUCUCCUUGGUCUCUGCCAGGCCCCUAAAGUGAACCCAUAUCGAGUAUCAUUCCCCAAGCCACUUCCUGCUACCCCGAAGACCUUCGUCUCGACAGGAAAACCGACCUUCAAGGUCGUGCAUUUCACUGAUAUCCAUGUCGACAGAAACUACACGGUUGGAGCGGAUACGGUCUGCACGAAGCCUAUCUGCUGCAGGCACUGGGAUGACCAAAGCGGCCCAAUUGCCAAUCCAGCGGGCCCGAUGGGUAGCCGCAACUGCGAUACGCCCCCAGCACUGGCUCAGCAUUUCCUAAAGACCAUCAGCGCCGACAACAAGUUCUCCAUUUUUACCGGCGAUGUCAUAGAAGGUUGGGAAAACCACUCCUUUAUUUCAGGCGUGGCUGACGUUCGAUGCUUCAUCACCCACGAGAUCCGGUUGUUCAACGAUGAAAUUGCUACGCUGCCUGCUGUGCCCGUCUAUGCUGCGGUUGGAAACCAUGAGGGUGCCCCAACCAACGCUUUCCCGAGGGAUACGACCAAAUCAACCAACAAUCAAUGGUUGUUCGACACUUUGAGUGAAGGAUGGGAGCCUAUUAUCGGGCCUGCUGCAGCCCAACAGGUUAGACAUGGAUCGGGAAGUUAUGCCGUUGUUGUACCUGGUACCAAUCUCAGGCUCAUCUCGAUCAAUACGGUCUACUGGUACAAGCUCAACUUUUGGCUUUACGACAGCGACAAGGCCCACCGUCGCCUCCGAGCGGAUGCUAACGCGUCGCGAACUUCCAGGCCUGAUCCCAACGGUGUCCUUUCAUUCAUCGUUUCUCAGCUGCAAGCUGCUGAGGAUGCUGGUCAACGGGCCUGGCUUGUUGGCCACAUCCCUCCAGGCGGCAAGAACGACGUCCUGAAUGACCAGUCGAACUACUUUGACCAGAUCCUGCAGCGCUACCACCACGUCAUCGCAGGCCAAUUUUACGGGCACACCCACUAUGACGAAUUCAUGGUCGGGUAUUCGGAUAACAACAGACGCAGUGCGGACACUGCUAUCGCUGCUGCCCUCGUUGCCCCCGCAUUUACUCCUCGCAAUAGCAACCCUGGCUUCAAGGUCUACGAGGUUGACCCUGACACCUACGAGGUUAUGGACUACAAGGUUUACCGAACUGAUACCACCACUCCGGACUUCCAAAUUGAACCCAAAUGGGAACUCUCGUACUCUGCCCGCGAGACGUAUGGUCGUUUCGUACCAGAACUCCAACCCCAGGACUCUCUCAACCCCGCAUUCUGGCAUCGACUGACUGAAGCUUUCGAAAAUGACGACGCUGCAUUCGAAACUUUCCAGAAACUCAAGCUAGGACCUGGCGUUGAGCCUGCUCCUUGCGAUGCGGAAUGCAAGGAAAUCACUAUCUGCGAUAUCCGAGCCAUGAGAAACGAGCAUCUUUGCACCGCUUCAAGGCCCGGCAUCAACUUCCGACGCAGCCUCGACUCGGAUGGUCAUGUCGGCCACGGCGAUCACGAUGAUUGCCAAGGUGCCGGACUCAACGCUAUCUUCCAAGCUGCUACUACGGGAGCGACCGAACUCGACUGGGAUGCCAUCCGGAAGGAGCUCGAGGCCAUCAUCCCUGAUUCUGCUUAA
Molecule: messenger RNA, 1926 nt
Organism: Coprinopsis cinerea okayama7#130
Lineage: Eukaryota; Fungi; Basidiomycota; Agaricomycetes; Agaricales; Psathyrellaceae
Product: sphingomyelin phosphodiesterase
Exons: 15
Coding region: 1-1926 (641 amino acids)
Biological process (GO): sphingomyelin catabolic process
Molecular function (GO): sphingomyelin phosphodiesterase activity
Source: RefSeq, a predicted model, not a curated record